Drosophila hydei is the source of this 885-nucleotide messenger RNA. Its product is annotated as trypsin iota. Gene Ontology annotation, molecular function: serine-type endopeptidase activity. The record is from RefSeq and is a predicted model, not a curated record. Gene Ontology annotation, biological process: proteolysis. Lineage: Eukaryota; Metazoa; Arthropoda; Insecta; Diptera; Drosophilidae. The transcript has a single exon. The coding region runs from base 103 to 885 and encodes 260 amino acids.
UUUGAUAAGCCAUUAAGAGGCGAUUAACGUUUACAGCUUUCGAUAAUACGGCAGACCAAGGUGCAGUUAUUUGCCACUUGUUCUCCGUGCGCGUUACACGACAUGGUCUAUCGCUCCGUUCUAGUACUUUUCCUGCUGUUCGGCGUCUUCUACUGCGGACUUUCGAAGCCAGCUAGUGAGGACCCGAACUUUGGCCGCAUUGUUGGCGGCAACAAUUUGACAAUACACAAUGCACCCUGGCAAGUAUCCAUCCAACUGAGCGCUCGCCAUGUUUGCGGCGGCGUCAUCUACAGCAAGGAUAUCAUCAUCACAGCGGCUCAUUGUGUGGAGCACAAGUCUGUAACUUUGUUACAGGUGCGCGUGGGCGCCAAUCAAUACCAUUCAGGUGGUACUCUUUACCCAAUCAGCAGCUAUAAAGUCCAUGAGUCAUACGACGAUCAACUGCUCCAUUACGACAUUGCGCUGCUGCGUGUGGCCACGCAGCUCAGCUACGGCUUGUCCGUCAAGGCGCUUGCACUGGCCAGCACGAGUCCCAAGGCUGGCAGCAGUGUCUCCGUCACUGGUUGGGGCUACACCGAACACAAUGGAUCCCUUACCUUUGCCAGCAACCUACAGAUGGUGCAGCUGAAAGUCGUUGCUCGAGACGAAUGCGCAUCAGCUAAAUACGGCUAUGGCUGGGAUUUUGUGGGCGUUGAAAUGAUUUGUGCAGUCGCUGCUGAUAAAGAUGCAUGCACUGGGGACUCAGGCGGUCCCAUGGUGGCCGAAGGAUUGCUGGCAGGCAUCGUGAGCUGGGGCUACGGUUGUGCGCUGCCGAAUUAUCCUGGCGUUUACGUUGAUGUGGCUGUCCUGAGGCAUUGGAUAGUUAAGACAGCAAAUACUAUGUGA